GAACAGCCUCUUCUUGUCUCAACUCUGACUUCUUCCCCUUCCUCCCUCCUCUCUUGUUUCUUCUCUCCCCCACCUGUCACCGAGCAGUCCAGUCAGUCAAGCAACUCGUCUGUGCCUUGAGCCUCAAUUGUUCGCUCAACCAGACCGGACAAUCGACGUUGCUCUGUCAGAGGCUCUUUCGAAUGGCGGUCUUUUGAUCAACGACUCCGACGACGAUACCGUGACGAGAGCUUGCUCUCCGGGUGCUUUACCUGCCCUCCUAAUUCGGCGAUUUCAUAUUCUCGCCUUCUCAUUCUACACGCUGGUCACCUCGUGUGCCGCCUGGAACAUAUACAGCCGGGUAGCCCUUCUCGCUCCCUCGAAUCCAACUGCACCACUUUACAUUUGAUACCUCUUCUUCCUCUUCCUUCAGGAACGAAUAAUUUCCGACGAAAUGGCGCCUUCGCUGCACGCACACUCGUCCUUCACCCGCCCACGGACCGGCGACCGCGAUGGCCGACCUACCACCCGUGAUCAGGGCGACAACAAUCUGAUCAUCCCGAGCCGCACCUCUUCUCUCCACUCGCGCAUCACCCAGCCGAUUCCCUCGACCCUGAACGCGAAGCCCCAGCAGCGGACCCCCAAGACACUUACUCACGCCUACAUGGUUUGCGGUGUCGGCAGAGAACCUUCCCAAUGGGUCAAGGCUCCUGCCCCCGCCCAAGGCAAGAUUGGUCACAUGAAGGGUGCUGUUGGUCAAUUCUGGCUGCCCGAGAUCCUCGGAAGCAGUCCCAGGCUGGAGCAGGAUAACGAGAUCGCGAGGUCCUUACACGCUGCCAUGCGGGCUUGCUUCCCCCACGAUGUUGAGAUCUGCACCGGCCGCAGCCAGCCUCACUGUGUCCACCAUGCUUUCGUCUUGCAGCAGGACUCGUCUCACACCUUGUACGGUAUCUGUCUGCGUGUGUGGUCGCGAGCCGACGAGAAGAGGGCAGAGACGAUUCGCGAUCUGCGCAAGAGAACCGAGCCCGACUACUACGAAAACCCUGACGAGACGUACUGGAUCCCGUACUGCCUGUCGUUUCUUUCUCGGUACCCGCUGUACAACCUUCUGGGAGACUACUUGCGAGGCAUGUGGAUCCACUGGAACAAGGCGACCAACUUGUUUCACGCCGAGGAGGUCUCGCGCAUCCUCAGCUUCCCGGCCCCGAGACUCAACGACCUUGUCAGGAUUGAUAUGAAGGACUACGCUCUUUGCUACCAGUUCCCCUCAUCGCCCACUGGCUUCCAGAACUUUGCCAUGUGGCCCUUGUUCUGCUGUCUGUCCAUCCCCAACAUUGUUGGUGUUAUCGAGGCCGCCAUCUCGCCCACCCGCCGCAUCAUCUUCGUUAGUCACUACCCGGCCAUGCUCACCAUGGCUGCAGAGACUGUUCGAUAUUGCGUUCGCGUUUACGAAUGGAGUGGUCUCUAUGUGCCUGUUGUGCAUGCUCGUCAUGCCAAGGAUUUGGUUCAGGAGCCGGGCCCUUACAUUCUAGGCAUCACCGCCGAGUGCCGCUCUCUCUUCACUGCGCCGACCGACGCCUUGGUAGUUGAUCUCGACCGCAACUUUGUGCUCACCUCUAGCCCUCCGACCGCGCUGAAUCCUAGCCAGCGCAACAAGUUUGUCACCCGUCUCACCCAGUCUCUCAAUGGCGAUGUCACUCCUUCCGGCGUCCCCCCCCAUCUUCGGUCUGCGUAUGGCGGUGGCAAGCUUGUCCCCGCCGGCCAGAUCAUCGUGAUGCGUGGUGAGGUUGAGUCCAUUCAGGACCCUGAGUGGUGGAGUCAGGAUUCCGUUAUGGCUGUCAUGGACCACGUCUGCGAGAAGAUGGGUCGCAACACUGGCAUUAAGGCUGUCUUUGGCGGCUCCGUCAAGAAGCCUUUGAUGACAAAGGUCUCGAUGAGGCACCUCAACGAAAUUGUCCGCGAGAGGAAUCAGUACUCUCGCGAUGCCCUCGAGGCCUGGCAGGAUUUCAUCAACCUGAAGGGUCGCAUGGACACCGAGCUCAACAAGGUCACUAAGCGCAACAAUUAUCUCAACGAGGAGCUCGAGAGCUGGAAACAGCAGUUUCUCAAGUUCCAGGCGUUCGCCGAACAGCUCACCAAGGAAACCCAGGAUCUUAAGGCCAAGAUCGAGACGCACAAGAGGGAGAACAGGCGUCUCGCAAGUCUCAUCGACCAGCAAAAAGAUGACAACGGACGUCUCAACGUUCGUCUUGGUGCUACCGAGAAGCAGCGCGACGAUGCACUCGAGGCCCUCGUCCUCCAACAGGAGAUUGCCGAGGAGCUUGAACGCGAACGUAAGCGCAACAAGAAGGAGCUUGCUGCUCUUCAGCACACCAACGUCACCAUUCUCAGACAACGUGACGAGGCUCGCCGUGUCGUGCUGCAUCUUCGCAGCUUAAUAGGCGGACAGAGUCACCACAUGGAGCACCUGGUCCAGUCUUUGACCAAGCCUGACGACUUGGAGCGUGAGAUUGAGGAGGGCUUCGAGCCAGAGGUCGGUGAGGACGGCGUCUCCCCCAGGGACGCUGAUGCCAACCAGGCCCGUCUCCUCUCAGCUGCCGCCCAGGCAAACAAGAGACUCUCUGCUUCAAGUUUCAAGGACGUGGCAGACCGCCACCUCAAGGACAAGACGGAUGCCAUCGCCCACAUUAUUCGCAACAUUGCUGAGCAAUGCCAGGCUGCUGUUGAGGGCCUGCAGCUGGCUCAGGAUGCCGACUUUGAUGAACGCGCCGCCAGCGCCGCCAGACUUCGCGCUCAGCGCCGUCGCAGCAACUUGUCCGCUACCCACAGCGACGAUGGUCACGAGACGCAGUCAAAUGCGACGUCCGACAUGGGCGACGACAGCCUCCUCCACCCCGCCUCUGGUCGGAUAUCCAGCAUCCCCCCUACCCCGGACCUGGUCCCAAACCGAAGCAGCACGGCCAUGUCAUUCGCUUCCAGCGCCGCGACCCCUGAGCGGUCAAGUCAGCAGUACAUGAUCCACCAGGACAUCCCCACCAAGAUCGUCGAGGACGACGAGGAUUUCGACGAGGACCGCAGCGAGUCCGAGACGAUGCCUCAGCAAUCUGUUGGCAAACACACCGACAGCCUCAUUCACCGCCCAUCCGGCGCCCGCAUUAGUGCCCUGGGUGGCACCCGCUAAACGGUCACCCUAGGGCGGUCAUGCCAUGAUCUGUCAGGAGGAGUAACGAACGACCAGGGAGAGACCUUCCCUUGAAGUCGACGGGGAGGACGAUUUACCGACACUGUGCAUACAUCUUUUUGCCUUAUACCUUUUCCUAUGCGACAGGCGGUCGUCAACAAAAUUUCUGUUGUAUAUGGCGUUAGCUAUCUUGCCCGGUAUUUUUUUCUUUGUCUUUUUCUUCUUCUCCAGGAGACAACCGUCCAAUCUGUCCUUUCGUACUGGGAUAAUUAAACAGUGCUUGCCGGAGGAUGGGCUGUAUGUUCUCACGAUGUUACAUCAUUUGUAUCUUAUGAGGGUGCAAAGCUUUUGCUAGGCUCAUUUCAUGUUCCUCCUUGCCCAAUAUCCAAAUCUAGCGAAAAUUUAAAGACGCUACCGUACCCAUGUUUGCUGAGAUGAAAGCAUAGGUGAAGGGUCUCAUGUUGCCUACAGCAGAACCGUCCA
Molecule: messenger RNA, 3643 nt
Organism: Colletotrichum destructivum
Lineage: Eukaryota; Fungi; Ascomycota; Sordariomycetes; Glomerellales; Glomerellaceae
Product: Putative cDENN domain, uDENN domain, tripartite DENN domain, DENN domain lobe protein
Exons: 3
Coding region: 434-3160 (908 amino acids)
Biological process (GO): regulation of Rab protein signal transduction
Cellular component (GO): cytoplasmic vesicle
Source: RefSeq, a predicted model, not a curated record